AAUCCACAUUCCUUAAUUCCCUCUUCAAUCUUGUGUCAUUUUUCUUUCGCUUUCCGUUAAUGAUUCCUCUCUUUUUUACGAGUUAGAAUGGUGAAGGAUUUAUCUUGGAAUUCACAGCCAUUUUCUCUUGUGAUGAUCUUUCUCUUCCUAAUUUCUACUUCCUCAACAUUCUCCCAUGGAGUUUCUGUUUCUCUCUCUCCCACACCCUUCGUACAACUCGCUUCAGGGAAAGAAAAUGGAAGUGACGUAAAGAGUGCUGUGGAGUUUUCAGCGGUGGAGGUUCCGGUUGGUGAACCUCUUCCGCCAUUGGAGGUUCCGACUUCUUCAUCCCUUGUUUUGGCUGCUCGAAGGACUUGCAGAAAAGAUCCUCUUAACGGCUUCAAGAGAUACACGGGAGGAUGGAGCUUCAGGGAGCGCCAUUACUGGGCUUCCGUUGCUUAUACUGCAGUUCCCCUAUUUGCAAUUGCUGCAAUCUGGUUUGUUGGCUUUGGUCUCUGCUUAUUGCUAAUUUUGGUCAUUUAUUUCUGCCGCAAAAGGCGGCCGUAUGGAUAUUCCCGAAUCGCUUGUGUAACCUCUCUCAUCUUCCUUGUGUUGCUCGCAGUUGCUGCAAUGCUCGGUUGCAUUGUACUAUAUGUUGGUCAGGAGAGGUUUCACAGUAGCACUACUAAAACAUUACAAUAUGUUGCGAAUCAAGCUGACCUGACUGUUAGGAAACUAAAGGAUGUGUCUGACUCUCUUGCAACAGCAAAGCAGGUUGGAGUUGAUAAAGUUUUUGUACCUUCUAAUGUCCAAACCGAUAUCGACGACAUAGGAACAAAAAUUAUCUCCUCCGCAGGCGCUCUAGCUGACAAAACGGAGGAUAACUCGGAUGAUAUUCGAGAUCUUCUAGAUUCUGUGAGAGUGGCUCUUAUUGUAAUAGCUGCUAUCAUGCUUCUAUUGACAUAUCUUGGAUUCUUAUUUUCGAUUUUCGGGAUGCAGCUUCUUGUUUACAUCCUGGUGAUACUAGGAUGGUUGCUUGUCACCGGAGCAUUCAUUCUCUGCGGUACAUUCCUUGUUCUCCAUAAUGUGGCAGCAGAUACUUGUGUUGCAAUGCACGAAUGGAUCCAAAACCCCACUGCUCAUACGGCUUUAGACGACAUACUGCCUUGUGUCGACAAUGCUACAACCCAGGAGACAUUGAUGAAAAGCAGGGAAGUUACUUCUCAGCUCGUUGAAGUAAUUAACCAGGUCAUAACCAAUGUUUCCAACAUUAAUUUUUCACCAAACUUCCCAACCGUGUACUUCAAUCAAUCCGGUCCUUUGGUACCGGUACUCUGCAAUCCGUUUUUUGCCGACCUUACCGAGCGAAUUUGCACUCCCGGUGAAGUGAAUGCAGAUAAUGCAACCAUGGUAUGGAGGAACUAUGUCUGUCAGGUUUCUGCAACCGGGAUAUGCACUACGACCGGACGAAUAACUCCGGCCUUUUACGACCAAAUGACAGCAGUAGUAAACGUGGGUUCGGCAUUGUACAAUUAUGCCCCAUUCCUGGUUCAGUUACAAGACUGCACAUUUGUGAGGGAAACUUUCACAGGCGUUUAUGUAGAACACUGCCCCGGUCUACGCCGAUAUAGCAGAUUGGUUUAUACAGGGCUGGUGAUGGUCUCUACAGCAGUUAUGCUUUCUUUAAUCUUCUGGGUAAUAUUCGGUCGGGAGAGACGCCAUCGCCUUCACACAAAACAGAUAAGUGGGGGUCCUGAAGCUGACAAAGACUCUUGAAAAAUAAGGUUUUCCUUUGAAUGUGUUGUAAUACAAUGGCAGUUAGAUUUCCCGUGUGGGAUUUGUACGUUGUAACGUUAAAGAUUUGCAUAAUCAGAUGAAAGGAUUUGUAUUGAGGGUAGAUUUUUCUUGGUU
Messenger RNA from Hibiscus syriacus, 1890 nucleotides. RefSeq lists its product as uncharacterized. The record is from RefSeq and is a predicted model, not a curated record. The transcript is spliced from 9 exons. Bases 88 to 1755 code for a protein of 555 amino acids. Lineage: Eukaryota; Viridiplantae; Streptophyta; Magnoliopsida; Malvales; Malvaceae. Gene Ontology annotation, cellular component: plasmodesma; plasma membrane.